Molecule: messenger RNA, 465 nt
Organism: Suillus subaureus
Lineage: Eukaryota; Fungi; Basidiomycota; Agaricomycetes; Boletales; Suillaceae
Exons: 2
Coding region: 1-465 (154 amino acids)
Source: RefSeq, a predicted model, not a curated record
AUGCUCCUAGGCAACGAGGAAAGCGAACCUGGUGAACUUGCUCCUCACCCUUAUUGGUAUGCACAUGUUAUCGGCAUUUUUCAUGUGUAUGCCAGAUACCUUGGUUCAGAUUCUCACAACCAAGCUUCACAAUGUAUUGAUUUCCUUUGGGUGCACUGGUUCUGUCGAGACUCUAAUCAUAAAUCUGGCUGGGUCGCAUGUCAGCUGCACCAGAUUGGCUUUUAUGAUGCCAAUGAGGUCAGAGCAGAUGCUUUUGGAUUUAUCGACCCUGCACAAGUGAUUCGUGGUGUCCAUGUCAUCCUGGGAUUCACACAUGGUUCCACUGGGAACCUUCUUCCUCCAUCAAUAGCUCGCCAGCCUCAUGAUGGUGGUAUGGACUACAGCUGGUACUAUGUCAACCAAUUCGUAGACUGCGAUAUGUUCAUGCAGUUCUGUGGCAGUGGCAUUGGACACAAGACCACAUGA